GCGCAGCGAGCGAGCUUCUGCGCCGCCCGCACGCGCGACCUACCUGGGCGCCCCGCGCCCCCAGAUGCUGCAGGUUAUUCAACGAUAGUUAUGACCUCCCGGUUACGUGCGUUCGGUGGAAGAAUUAAUAACAUACGCACCUCAGAAUUACCCAAAGAGAAAACUCGAUCCGAAGUCAUCUGCAGUGUCUGCUUUCUAGAUGGCUUGGUACAGACCUUUAAAGUUAAUAAACAAGAUACUGGUCAAGUUCUCCUGGAUAUGGCUUACAGCUACUUGGGCGUGACCGAAAAGGAGUAUUUUGGUUUGCAGCACAGUGAUGACUCAGUGGACUCUCCUAGAUGGCUUGAAGCAAGCAAACCCAUCAGGAAGCAGUUAAAAGGAGGUAUCCCCUGUACCCUGCAUUUUCGAGUAAGAUUUUUUAUACCUGAUCCCAACACACUGCAGCAAGAACAAACCAGGCAUUUGUAUUUCUUACAACUGAAGAUGGAUAUUUGUGAAGGAAGGUUAACCUGCCCUCUUAACUCAGCGGUGGUUCUAGCAUCCUAUGCAGUACAGUCUCAUUUUGGAGACCGUGAUUCUUCCAUUCAUCCUCCGGGCUAUCUUUCUGAUAGUCAGUUCAUACCGGAUCAGAAUGAGGACUUUUUAGCAAAGGUGGAGGCGCUCCAUGAGCAGCACAGUGGGCUAAAACAAUCAGAAGCGGAAUCUUGCUUUAUCAACAUAGCACGGACCCUCGACUUCUAUGGAGUGGAGCUGCACAGUGGUAGGGAUCUGCACAAUUUAGAUCUAAUGAUUGGAAUUGCUUCCGUGGGCAUCGCUGUGUACCGAAAAUAUAUUUGCACAAGUUUCUAUCCUUGGGUGAACAUUCUAAAAAUUUCUUUCAAAAGGAAAAAAUUCUUUAUACAUCAGCGACGAAAACAGACUGAAUCCAGGGAACACAUAGUGGCCUUCAACAUGUUAAAUUACCGAUCUUGCAAAAACUUAUGGAAAUCCUGUGUCGAGCACCAUACAUUCUUUCAGGCAAAGAAGCUACUACCUCAGGAAAAGAAUGUUCUGUCUCAGUACUGGACUCUGGGCUCUAGGAACCCCAAAAAGUCUGUAAAUAACCAGUAUUGCAAAAAAGUGAUUGGAGGGAUGGUCUGGAACCCGGCCAUGCAGAGAUCUUUAUCAGUGGAACAAUUAGAAACCAAGAGUCUACCAUCUCGGUCUCCACCUAUUACUCCCAACUGGCGAAGUCCUCGACUCCGGCACGAAAUCCGAAAGCCACGACACUCUUCCGCAGACAACCUUGUGAACGAAAUGACAUACAUCACUGAAACUGAAGAUGUGUUUUACACCUACAAGGGCUCCCUGUCCCCUAAAGACAGCGAUUCUGAGAUUUCUCAGAACCGAAGCCCACACCGAGAAGAAAUGAACUCUGUCCUGGCUUUUGUUUCCGAUGACUACCGCAUUUACAGUUCUGAAGCAUCGGCUUCUGAGGGCGAGCACCUGUUUGUCUGCCGGAGUAUAUCCGAGAACAACCCAGCACAAAGCUGCCUGACCCAGAAGUCAUCCAGUUCUGUGUCUCCAUCUUCAAAUGCUCCAGGCUCCUGUUCCCCAGAUGGCGUCGAUCAGCAGUUCUUAGAGGACUUCCACAGGGUGACCAAAGGGAGCUCCAGCGAGGACUCUAGCCAGUACUACUGUGACAAGAAUGAUGGUGACGGCUACUUAGUCUUGAUCCGCAUCACACCAGAUGAAGAUGGAAAAUUUGGAUUUAAUCUAAAGGGAGGAGUGGAUCAAAAGAUGCCUCUUGUGGUAUCAAGGAUAAACCCAGAGUCACCUGCGGACACCUGCAUUCCUAAGCUGAACGAAGGGGAUCAAAUCGUGCUAAUCAACGGCCGGGACAUCUCAGAACACACCCAUGACCAAGUGGUGAUGUUCAUCAAAGCCAGCCGGGAGUCGCACACACGGGAGCUGGCCCUGGUGAUCAGGAGGAAAGCUGUCCACUCGUUUGCUGAUAUCAAAUCUGAAGAUGAACUGAACCAGCUUUUCCCAGAAGCCAUUUUCCCCGUGUGUCCGGAGGGUGGGGACACGCUGGAGGGAUCCAUGGAACAGCUAAAGAAGGGCCUCGAAAGUGGGACGGUGCUGAUCCAGUUUGAGCAACUCUACAGAAAGAAGCCCGGUUUGGCCAUCACAUUUGCAAAGCUGCCUCAAAAUUUGGACAAAAACCGAUAUAAAGAUGUACUGCCUUAUGACACCACCCGGGUAUUAUUGCAGAGGAACGAAGAUUAUAUUAAUGCGAGUUACGUGAACAUGGAAAUUCCUGCUGCUAACCUCGUGAACAAGUACAUUGCCGCUCAGGGACCCCUGCCACAUACCUGUGCACAAUUUUGGCAGGUAGUCUGGGAUCAGAAGUUGUCACUCAUCGUCAUGUUGACGACUCUCACAGAGCGAGGGCGGACCAAAUGCCACCAGUACUGGCCCUAUCCUCCCGAAGUCAUGGAACACGGCAGCUUUCACAUCCGCUGUCAGUCAGAGGACUGCACCAUCGCUUAUGUGUUCCGGGAAAUGCUGGUCACGAACACCGAGACCGGAGAGGAGCACCCAGUGACCCAUCUCCAGUACGUGGCAUGGCCAGACCACGGCGUUCCCGAUGACUCCUCGGACUUCCUGGAAUUUGUAAACUACGUGAGGUCCCUGAGAGUGGAAGGUGAACCCGUCCUAGUUCACUGCAGUGCUGGGAUAGGUCGAACCGGUGUGUUGGUCACCAUGGAAACAUCCAUGUGCCUAAUCGAGAGGAACCUGCCCGUUUACCCACUGGAUAUUGUUCGGAAAAUGCGAGACCAGCGCGCCAUGAUGGUGCAGACAUCAAGCCAGUAUAAGUUUGUGUGUGAAGCGAUUCUUCGUGUUUAUGAAGAAGGCUUAGUCCAAAUGCUGGAUCCCAGUUAAGACGACUGUGAAGACGUUCAUUCCUCUUUCCCAAGGGCGUCCUCCUUCUCUCUGGAAGCAGCAAGAGGAAUUUGUAGGCUGUGGGAAAGGAAUGAGCAUAUUUGAACCCAGGCACUUUAAAUUUCUAUUAAAAGAAAAAGGUAUCGUGUACAUAGGAACUGUGUAGAUAACGCAUGCGGUUAUAGCAUCAUUUAGGCCCGCACCUCCUCCGGAGAGAAGUAAGCAGAAGGGGAUCUCAGUUUGGGGCCUGUCCUAAUGCCUCCCUCCUUCUCCGUCUCCAUAUUCCUGUAAACCAUCCUUGGGCAAUUGAGAGGGGACGCCAGCAGCCCUGUUGACCUCCCAGAAACGAGAUGGUGUGGCUGUUGAGAGUUGCUUGGAUGAGUUGUGUGUAUACGUGUAUAGGACUAAGGGCUGAGCUUUCCGUGUGUCUGGGCGGAGCUGGAACAGUCAGUGUUCACCUGCCCUGAUGCUAAUGAGAAACCCCAUGAAUGUACUGAACGGCAGCGGGUGGGGUGUCAGGCCGAGGGGCAAGCGGUGCCUUUUCUGCCCUCCCUUCCUUGGUCCCAUCUCCCUGCCACUUCCAAUAUUGACGUUUCUGAGAAUCGUGUCCAAAUGCCCUGCCUUCUCCCUGCAUUAGUGACCCUCCUCAGGUUCACACCAGUGCCUGAACUGGGCAGUGCAGGUUUCGGGUGAGUUUUCAGUUGAGACCCUGAGAACAAGGACUCCCAGUGUUGUCCCACGUGUUCGUUUUUGGAGCAGGUGCCUCUUGCCUCUGCCUUCCUCUUGCUGUACACUCAGCACCCAGGACUGGAAUCAUCCACUACUGAAUCUAAGACAUGGAUUGCUGCUACUUCAAGCUAUUACACUUGAAACAUUACAAUUUUCCUGAGGGGAGAUGGGAUAUCACCUAAAUAUUCAGAAUCUUUGGCCCUUCUGAGAAAAGAUCGAGUUGUUGAGCCAUGGGAAACCCAGCUUCUAGAGGGUUGCCUGUGGAGGUGUGUGUGUGUCUGUGUGUUGUGUGUGCUCCCACGGGUGAGUGUUUCUCGGGAUUCCUAACUUGAUUCAAAUUACAGUUGAGUUUAUAUAAAGAAUGAGUCUCUGUAUAGAAGAACAAAUGUGUGCAUUCACUCUUAGUUACAAUGGUCUUCGUUUCAUUUCAAAGGAGAGGAUCAGACUAUCUGAAUAUAAACACAAUUUGAUGUUAAUUUAUUCUAAGUACACCAUGAUUUUGAUCGUCCUAAAGAAUUCUGCCUUUGUUAAUACUAUGUUAAUUUUUUUUUAAUUUGUGACAGGAUUGUAGCAAAUUAUUAUUUAAGGAAAAUAAAUUACGUAAACAUUCUGAAGUGGUAUUUUGAAAUAGUGGUUUUAUGUAUCCAGAA
Eubalaena glacialis (North Atlantic right whale) is the source of this 4304-nucleotide messenger RNA. RefSeq names its product protein tyrosine phosphatase non-receptor type 3 (gene PTPN3). The record is from RefSeq and is a predicted model, not a curated record. Gene Ontology annotation, biological process: protein dephosphorylation. Lineage: Eukaryota; Metazoa; Chordata; Mammalia; Artiodactyla; Balaenidae. Gene Ontology annotation, cellular component: cytoplasm; cytoplasmic side of plasma membrane; cytoskeleton. Gene Ontology annotation, molecular function: protein tyrosine phosphatase activity; cytoskeletal protein binding. The coding region runs from base 91 to 2925 and encodes 944 amino acids. The transcript has 27 exons.